Messenger RNA from Juglans microcarpa x Juglans regia, 3087 nucleotides. Its product is annotated as isoamylase 2, chloroplastic. The record is from RefSeq and is a predicted model, not a curated record. Gene Ontology annotation, biological process: starch biosynthetic process. Bases 239 to 2908 code for a protein of 889 amino acids. Gene Ontology annotation, molecular function: isoamylase activity. Lineage: Eukaryota; Viridiplantae; Streptophyta; Magnoliopsida; Fagales; Juglandaceae. The transcript has 2 exons.
CUUACUCUCAGCCCCUCUCUCACGCCGUCAACAGCCCCUCGCCGUCGACACUGUUGGUCCGUUCUGUUCUCCUCCGCUUCCAGUUGUUCCCGAGGCUACAGAAUCACAGAUAUUGUUUUCCCCUCUCUCGGCUAGCUAAUCGAACAAUGUUUGAGAUCUAGGGGGAUAAUCUCCUUGUCGCUUGAGGACGAUCUUAUCCUGCCUUUUGGUUUGGGAUUAUAUGCUUUUUGGACAAUAGAUGGCAACACUUCCACCAUCACUUGCAAUACGCCCCUGCUGUCUAAUUUGUGGAGCCAGUCAAUCUUCGAAAUCAUCCCCUGCCUAUCAUUACAUAUGUAGAAACCAAAUCAGAUAUGGCAUUGAAAACACAGAUUUGGAAAGAAAGCUAAUAUGUGGAGAAGUUGCUAAAACUUCUUACCGGCAUCUUAAUUCGAAAGUUUAUGCUACGUCACGAGUUUUUAUCGAGGAAACAGAACAGAGAGUCACAACAAUAACAGAAGCUGAAGAUAUGUUGAAGUCAUUGACUUAUUUAUUUUGGACAGAAAUUGGUGGUCAAGUGAAAGUUUCUGUUAGAAAGAAAAAUGUCAAAUAUGCUGUGUAUGUUGAAGUUUCAUCAUUGCAACUACAUGGCAGUGAUGAUAGACUGUUAUUGAGUUGGGGUAUAUACAGAGAUGAUUCAUCAUGUUUCAUACAUCUGGAUGCUCAGAGUUCGACGCCAGAUGGGAGAGCCACAACCAGGGAAACCCCAUUCAUACAAAACACCAAGGGAAGGUUUGUGCUUGAGUUGGAUUUUGAAGAAAAACAAAUUCCCUUCUAUCUCUCAUUUCUGUUAAAGUCGUCAUUAGGUUCUGAUCCAAGUGGCUCAGAAAUUAGAAGUCAUAGGAAGACAAACUUCUGUGUGCCGGUUGGUUUUGGCAGCGGUUAUCCAGCUCCUUUGGGUCUCACCUUUUCACCUGAUGGUUCCAUGAACUUUUCAAUAUUUUCAAGAAAUGCAGAGAGUGUGGUAUUAUGCUUGUAUGAUGAUAUGACCACAGAUGAACCCACUUUAGAGCUUGAUCUAGAUCCAUACACCAAUCGAUCAGGUGAUGUCUGGCAUGCCUCACUCGAGAGUGCAUGGACCUCUGUGAGCUAUGGUUAUCGAUGCAAAGGGGCUCUUACUCAGAGAAAUAAAGUUGACACUGAUGCUGGGGAAAUCCUUCUAGAUCCAUAUGCUAAGAUCAUUGGGAAUUCAAUUCCUGGUAAUCGUGGAUCUGGGUAUCUUGGACGAUUAUGCAAGGAACCUGCUUUUGACUGGGGAGAUGAUGUCCAUCCUAACCUACCGAUGGAAAAACUAGCGGUUUAUCGUUUAAAUGUGAGACACUUUACUGAGCACAAGUCUAGUCAGCUACCUAAAGAUGUGGCAGGGACCUUUUCUGGUCUGACUGAGAAGCUGCAGCAUUUUAAAGAUCUCAGCAUGAAUGCUGUUUUAUUGGAGCCAAUUUUCUCAUUCCAUGAACAAAAUGGACCAUAUUUUCCUUGUCAUUUCUUCUCACCAACAAACCAAUAUGGACCUUCUGGGGACUCUAUAUCUGCUAUCAAUUCAAUGAAGGAGAUGGUGAAAAAAUUGCAUGCCAAUGGAAUAGAGGUUUUACUGGAAGUUGCUUUCACUCAUACUGCUGUGGGAGGAGCACUGCAGGGUAUUGAUGAUUUAUCGUAUUAUUAUUCUAAUGGAGUUGGGGAUUCAGAAGCAACCAAUUCUCUAAAUUGUAACUACCCCAUUGUGCAACAAUUGAUUUUGGAUAGUCUUCGCUAUUGGGUGACUGAGUUUCAUGUUGAUGGAUUUUGUUUUAUAAAUGCUUCAUCUCUGAUGAGAGGGUUUCAUGGAGAGCACUUGUCUCGUCCUCCUUUGGUUGAAGCAAUAGCUUUUGACCCUUUUCUCUCAAAAAUCAAGAUCAUUGCAGAUUGCUGGGAUCCCCAUGACAUGCUACCAAAGGAAGCUCAUUUUCCACAUUGGAAAAAAUGGGCAGAAAUCAAUACAAAGUUUUGUAAUGAUGUGAGAAAUUUUUGGAGGGGCGAGGGUCUUCUGAGUAGCCUGGCAACACGGCUUUGUGGGAGUGGGGACACCUUUUCAGACGGGCGAGGCCCAGCAUUCUCUUUUAAUUUUACUGCUAGAAGUUUUGGACUCACUCUUGUGGACCUGGUCAGCUUCAGUAAUACUGAUGCAUUAGCUUCACACUUAAGUUGGAACUGUGGGGAAGAAGGGCCUACAGACAACACUGCCGUCCUUGAAAUGCGACUUAAACAAAUACGUAAUUUUCUAUUUGUCUUAUAUAUUUCAUUGGGUGUCCCUAUACUGAACAUGGGAGACGAGUGUGGCCAAUCUUCUGGUGGUUCCCUUGCAUAUGCUGACAGACAACCUUUUGAUUGGAAUGCUCUAAGAACAGGUUUUGGUAUUCAAACUACGCAAUUCAUCUCAUUUUUGAAUUCACUAAGAAUGAGGCGAAGUGACCUACUUCAGAAAAGGAGCUUCUUGAAAGAAGAAAAUAUUGACUGGCAUGGAAAUGACCAAUCUCCACCUAGAUGGGAAGAUCCAUCCUGCAAAUUUCUGGCUGUGACAUUGAAGGCUGACAAAGUGGAGUGCCCCUUGAACUCCGAAUCUUCACAUCUAAGGGGCGAUUUAUUUAUUGCUUUCAAUGCAGCUGAUCAUUUAGAGAGUGUUAUUCUACCCGAGCCUCCAGAAGGGAUGUCUUGGCGGCGUUUAGUUGACACAGCUCUUCCAUUCCCAGGGUUUUUCUCAAUCAAUGGUGAACCCAUUCCUGAGCAGAUGGAGGGACUAGCUGCUUAUGAGAUGAAGUCUCACAGUUCUGCUCUAUUUGAAGUUGGCAGCCCAAGUAACCAAACCACUCCCCCUUUCAAAAUACAAAGUUGAGCUUCAUCAAAUGGCAUAUGGAGAACACAUACACUGAGAGAGAGAUAUUAAUUAGUUUUAAUAUGGUUAAUUUCUGUAGAUGGGUUUUGGACCUGCUUUCUUCUCCUUAUAUGCUUUGUAAAUCAUUUAAAACUGUACUUUUGUAUGUAGAUAUAUAUAUAUAUAUAUAUAUAUAUAUA